AGCUGCAUGGUGGGUGUGGGUUAUUGCAUUAUCGUCAUCCUCACCUUUAAUAUUUAAUAUAGUGAAUUUGGGGGCUACAGUAUUAUCAUCACACUCGUUCUUAAUACUGAACUGAGUGUUGUAUUACAGUAAUCGUCACCCUUACCCUUAAUACUGAACUUCAUGGAUCCAGACCUCUAGCUGUUUCGAAAGACUGUGUCAGUAGUAUUUUGACUUAAUCGGAUUGCCUGAAUACUAGGCUUGAUACCUUCUUUUAACUUUAAACUUUGCAACAAAAGUCAGGAACUGUUUUGAGUCCUGUGUCCAAGCCCCCUUGAUCUAUGCAAUGAACCACAACAUAUCCAAACAGGAAAUGCAAAGUUCCAGCAGCUGCUACGCAGAAGGAGACAAAACAAAUCAGCUCUCUGUGCACCUGAAAAGAAAUGCUUUUGAGGAUUCUGUGCCAUCCCAUUCCAGCAGGGCUAUCAUUUCUCAUUUUCUGGGCAAAGCUACCAAGAAAAAUAGUUUAACAACUCAAGACUUUGACUUCUCGUCAAGGAAUCUGUCCCAUUCCACUGCAGAAUCAUUUCAGGAGGACAGAAGCAGUGACUGCUCCAAAGAUAGUGUACAGGACCUUGGCUCGCCUUUCAGUCAGUACCAUAUUUCAACCAACACUGAAGGGGACCGAUUGCUCGACAAACAUUUGCAAGCAAAGAGGGCAAGAGUAGAGAACAUCAUCCGAGGAAUGAGCAGUUCUCCGAACACCAUCCUCAACAGUGAGCUUGAGAGGGACUGUUGCCAACGACCUGGAAUUUUGGGAGAUAGAUACAAAGAGAAUAAACGGAAGCAGAGACUUCCUCAACAACAGCAAAAGCAGGAGAAUCCCUGGAAAUUUCCCAAAUUAACUGCAUCACUCAAGAAUCACAAGAGACGGGAAUGUCAUAAAUUAAAGCAGCAGUUACAGGAUAUGCAGGGAAAACUCCUUGAACUUCAAGAAAAGUUUUUCCAGAUGUAUGAUGCCAGUGAGUCUGAACAAGAGGACCAGGGGGACACUUCUGAUUACAGCUUCCAUUUGGGUGGUCCUGACUGCAAUGGGGAGAAUGGAGAAAAUACUCUAGAAAGAUGCCUUUCAGAAAUGGACCAAGGUUAUGACUGUGCUCAAUCGUUUGGCCAAGAAAAAGAACUGACAAUGCCAAAAGAUGCAAACAAACAUCACGAUGUAGACAGGAAAUUCAACAAUCAUACACAUUUUUCGUUCUCUCUUGUCAAGGGUGGCUAUCUUGCAGACGCCCUUAAAUAUGAAUUAACCAACGCAGUAGCUCACAUUGUAGAUUCAGCAGUGCAGUUGUUCUCUGUGAAACCUUCAAACGUCUCUUCCCAAGCAUUUCAAAGCUUGCCAGCCUCUCUGCCUAAGGGUCUCAUGCCUAAUGAGAACUCAAACUUGAGGAUGGCCAGUCAUGACCUUCGCCACUCUCAAGAUUCAAUGACGAUACGCAGAUGUUAUGACAACUCUCAAAGCCCUUCUAUCUAUGACAUUCAGGAUCAGACAGAAGCAAUACCAUUAGUAGUGAGAAAAUCAUCCCAAAACCAAUCUAGCAUUGGUAACUCUGUUAUUAAACAGGCAUGCCAAAUGCCUAACACCAAGAUACCUUUAUCAUUAGCGUUAGGCGCGCAGAUGCCUCUGACUGAAUUGCCUGAACCUCUAUUGAGAUAUGGUGCACACAAUGACAUAAGACAUUGCCUCUCAGCUACUGAAAAGGAUUCAUCUUCUGAAUCAACGCCUCCUUCAUGGGAUGCAGUCAAAAUGAGAUCGAAGGUUAUCUCCCAUCAUAUGGCAGAACAGCCGUUCCCACAAUUAGGUCGAAGUCCAGCAGAGAAUCUCUGUCUUUCUCGCAUUAAGUCUGAACGUGGAGAGUUGCAUUCCAUGGAAGAUGUCACUCCAUUCAAAUCAGUUAAUGACGGACUAACGCCUAAUCACCUGAAGAAGGCCAAGCUGAUGUUCUUCUACAUCCGUUAUCCCAGCUCAACCACAUUGAAAACAUACUUCCUGGAUGUUAAGUUUAACAGAUGCAUCACAUCACAGCUUAUCAAAUGGUUCAGCAAUUUUCGAGAGUUUUACUAUAUCCAGAUGGAGAAAUUCGCCCGGCAGGCUGUAAAUGAUGGCAUAACCAACGCCAAUGAUCUAAAAGUCACCAGAGACACUGAACUUUACCGUGCUCUCAACAUGCACUACAACAAAGCUAAUGAUUUUCAGAUUCCCAAACAGUUUUUGGAAGUUGCGGAAGUGACACUUCGAGAAUUUUUUAACGCAAUCUACUCUGGAAAAGACUCGGACCCCUCCUGGAAAAAAAACAUUUAUAAGGUGAUCUGUAAACUGGACAGUGAGGUCCCUGAGAUAUUUAAUUCGCAGGGGAGUCUGCAAGACAUCCUGUACAAUUAGAACUGUGGGCUGCACCAGCUUCUGGGUUUGAGGGAUUCGGCUUGGGGGGACAACAUUCUGCAACAAUGCACAUUUUGAUGUUUGGGGGCAAUUGGAGCCAAUCAGGACUGAGGUUCAUAGGUUUUUGUCACAGUAUCAAGGGAUUUGAACUAAAACAGCUAAUGGAGUUGAGACGCAUGUUAGCCACAAUCUAAUUGGAAGACAAAAGGGCCUGAAUGGCCGAUGUUUAAAGUUUAAAAAAAACUGUUUUGGAUUUCUUCUCACAUCCAAGCCACCUUCCAUAUUGACAAGAGGACUAUAUCAGUAGAAUUUCCUCUUGUUAUACGAGCUAAAGAUUUCUGGUUGUGAAAAUAGUUCAGUGGACUCAAGCACUGAUGUGUGAAUAAUCCAGAGAAUGGAAGGUCAUCAUUUUCAUUCCACUAUAUUCCCAAUUGGAGUUCUGCUGAGCAAGAACGGACAUGUUUGAGGGGGAAAGAAAUUCAAUGGGGAUCUCACAAUCAGCUAAGGAGGGUGUCCAGGAGUCUUGAAGCAGGUGCUAUCGAUUAAACGCUGUGGCUAAAAGCACUAGGAGUGUAGAAAGGGGGACAUCCAUGCACAGCAGGAGGAAGGCUGAAAUUACUUGCCCCUUUCAUCAAAGGGCAGGUGAGGUCUUAUGGCUCAAUGAGUAUUGUCCCUGUCUCUGAGCCAGAGCUCCAGGUUCAAUUCCAUGGAAAGAACAUUCAUGAUUCAGUUGACAGGGGGAUAAUCUGUCCAAAUUUAUCCAUCCAUUCCUGAAGGAGAAAAAUCUGUGCGAAAUUUGAAAAAGAAAUCUGAUGAUAUGUAGAAUUCUGCUGCAAAUAUUAAUAUUUUUGUCAAAAUGUAGAAAAUUGAGAGAAGCAGGACAAAUGGAUGGAAAGAUCAGACACUAAGUCCUGAAAUAAAGCACUGUCUCCCACUGUGUUACUCCCAUCCAUAGCAUGAUGACAAGAUAUAGAGCUGGUCAGGGAGAAGACUUGACCAACUUGUUCUUGACCAACUUCUUGAAGAAAUUGGUUGAAUCUCCUGAUACUCUGCAUCAUGAAUGGUAGGAAACUAACGAAAAUAGCGAACUGCUCACACUGGAUUUUCUGAUCUGAGUUGGCUGCCCUGCUUACUCUCAGAUAAUCCAAUGUAAUGAAUUCAGAAGGAACAGGAAUAUGGCUGGGGUGAGGACAAAAUUAAAUAUGUCUAUUUAAAUAAUAAAUUAUGUAAUAAAAUCUAGCAUGCAAAAGAAACUGUUCUCAAACACAGUGCAUCAUUAGUUCCAUUGAAAUAAUACUGCAUAUUUUUAAAAGUUCAUUCACAUGAUGUGAGCUUUGCUGGCGAAGACAGCAUUAUUUCCCAUCCCUAAUUAUUGCUAAGAGUCAACCACAUUGCUGUGGGUCUGGAGUCAUAUGUAGGCCAGACCAAAUAAAGAUGGCAGGUUUCUUUCUCCAAAGGGCAUUAGCAAAACAGAAUGAGUUUUCCACACAAUCAACAAUGGUCAUUAUUAGAAACUUAUUUUCAGAUUUUUAUUGAAUUAAAAUUCAGCUAUUUGCCAUAGCAGGAUUCAAACCCAAAUCCCUCAGAAUAUUACCUAGGUCUCUGGAUUAAUAGUCGAGUGUUAGUACCAUUAGGCACUCACCUCCAGUAAUUCCUGAUUGCCAUUUAAGUUGAUUUUGGUUAUUUUUGCAGGACAGCAAGAGUUCAUUAUUGUAUUUAAUGGCCGACUAGAUACUUUAAUUUCAGACAGAACACUGCACAUAGGGAACCAUUUCAGAUUGUCGCUUGUGUGAUAUCACAUGAGGGGUUAAUGGUCAGUAGUGUCAUUAUCAUUUAUUGCAUGUUCACUUAGCCUUUAAAAUAUCUCAGCUGCACUUUUGCUACAUUACAAAGAUUUUCUUUGUAUAUUUUGUCAAAAUUUUAAAUUCAUUCCUUAUUACAUAGAAUGUUAUAGCACAGUGCAGGCCAUUUGGCCCUACAGGUCUAUUUCAGUUUCAACAUUGACAGUCAUGCCUUUGGCCACCUCAGACCAACGGUCUGGAACUUCCUUCCAAAUAAAACUCAUACUUUGGUUUAGGUUGGAUGUAAUUCACCACAGAUUUAUCACAAACAUUUAUUUUUUGUUUUACAAGCUAUUAUUGCUUCACUUUCAGAAGCUGAUGGUUGUAUGUAAAUUGUAUUUUAAAAUUGUGAGGCCUCCCCCAUCCCCAAAUGAGAACUUCAUGUUGUACAUUUAUUUUCUGGGAUUUGCAAGGCCAGCAUUUUUCUGUCCAACCUUGAGUGACCUGAUAGAGUCAUAGAGAUAUACAGCACGGAAGUAGACCCUUCGGUCCAACUCGUUCAUGCUAACCAGAUUAAUCUGGUCCCAAACUAAUUUCAGGGACUGUUAAGAAUCAACCACAUAUCUGUGGAUCUGAAAUCGUAGCUGGCCACACAAGGUAUGGAUGGCAGAUUUCCAACACCUACCAAGUACAUUAGUGAUCAAAUGGGUUUUUCACAGUUAUCAUUAUGUUCCAGUUUUAUUAAUGCCACAAUGGGAAAUCAACCGCACCCCCCCACCCCAAACCAGAGUAUUGACUUCGACCUCUGGAUAACUAACCUAGUGACAGUACUGUGAUCAAGGUUUGUGCAAAGAUUUGUAGCUCGGGUGCCGUUGUCAUUGCUGUGGGUAUGUUCACCGAGCUGGGAAGGUGACUUG
Chiloscyllium plagiosum (whitespotted bambooshark) is the source of this 5117-nucleotide messenger RNA. Lineage: Eukaryota; Metazoa; Chordata; Chondrichthyes; Orectolobiformes; Hemiscylliidae. The record is from RefSeq and is a predicted model, not a curated record.